AUGAGUGACAAAAAAAGAACAUUACGAGAAUAUUUUAGUAGUGUGGCUACAAGUUCGGGUAAUGGCACAUUAAAAAAGAAGAAAAUAAACGAUGACACAAAGGCAGAUAUUAUCAACCAUGACCAUGACAAAUUAGAAAAAGAACUAAUGGACAGAAAAAUAAACAAUAACGAUGAAAAUGGCAAGUUAAUGAACGAUUGUGGUGAUGCUGAAACUAACAGCGGUUCGGAAAGUCUGCAUUCUAGUUUGUUGAGCGUUUUUAGUGAAUUAAAUAUCACUGACGAAGACGAAGAUGAUGAACAAAAUAUUAGUCCUAAUAGUGUUAGCAAUGUCCCUCUUCAAAUAUCAAAACCAGUUGGGCCAAACGAUUUGGCUGUCUCACUAGAAGAUGGUCCAGUACAACCAAAAUUAAAAGUUUUUGGCCAAAAGAAAUAUGGAAAUCGAUGGCGUAGUUUCAAGUCACAUUGGUUUGAAAGAUUUACCUGGCUUGAAUAUAGUGCUUUGGAAGAUAGCGCCUAUUGCUUUCCAUGCAGGUUUUUUUCGUCUCAAAGAUUUGAAAAAAAUGUGUCUUUCAUUAGCCUUGGGUACAACAAUUGGAAACGAGCGAUGGAAACAGAUUCUGGCUUUAGGAAACAUCUGAUUAGUGAGCAGCAUAAGAAAAGCGAAGUAAUGUGGACUGAAUUUAAACUUAAAAAAGACAAAAACAUUUCAGUUAUUAACCAGUUGUGUGACGCUAAUUUAAAACAAAUUGAGGAAGAUCGAAAAUAUUUAGGAAUUAUUAUUGAAUGUCUUCUUUUUAUCUCAAUUCAAGGAAUAUCUUUUAGGGGUCAUAAUGAAACAGAACAUAGUUCUAACAAGGGUAAUUUUUUGGAAUUAAUAAACUUUUUAGCUAAUAAUAAUAGUGUUCCAAAUAACUUCCUUAAACUUAGGUUGCAAAAUGCCCAUAAAAACGCAAAAUAUUUACAUCCCACGGUUCAAAACGAAAUUUUAAAAACAAUUUCUGAUCUUAUCGUUAAAGAAAUUUAUGUAGAAGUCAAUAAAUGUGAUUUUUAUGCCAUAAUGGUAGACGAAACAAAAGAUAUUUCUAAAAAUGAACAAAUAUCGAUUGUAAUAAGAUAUUACUAUCAAGGUACAAUUUAUGAGCGGUUUUUAGGAUUUAAGUGUGCAGAAGCGCUUAAUGCCAGAACUUUAUUUGCACAUAUAAAAAGUACAUUAAAAGAGUGCAAUAUUGACAUAAACAAAUGUAUUGCUCAAACCUACGACGGUGCAAGCGUUAUGAGCGGGAAAAGUAGUGGAGUACAAAGCUUAUUUCAACAAGAAGUACCUCAGGCUAUUUACAUUCAUUGUUUUAAUCAUAAGUUAAAUUUAGUGCUUGUUGAUGCAUGCAAACAUGUAAAAGAAACUGAUGAAUUUUUUGCUAUUUUGGAAAAAUUAUAUGUCUUUUGCUCAGGUUCUAAUAUACAUAUAAAAUUCAUUAAAUUACAAAAACAAAUUUGUCCAGAUAGAAAACCUAUUGAAUUAAAACGCGUUUGUUUUACAAGAAGGUCUUUCUUUCUGGGAAUUGGGAUCUGA
Molecule: messenger RNA, 1572 nt
Organism: Sitophilus oryzae (rice weevil)
Lineage: Eukaryota; Metazoa; Arthropoda; Insecta; Coleoptera; Curculionidae
Product: zinc finger MYM-type protein 1-like
Exons: 2
Coding region: 1-1572 (523 amino acids)
Source: RefSeq, a predicted model, not a curated record